Protopolystoma xenopodis is the source of this 801-nucleotide messenger RNA. Lineage: Eukaryota; Metazoa; Platyhelminthes; Monogenea; Polystomatidea; Polystomatidae. The record is from the annotation of a GenBank genome assembly.
AUGCUGAACAGCCAGCUGAUAUUCGGCCACUAUCGGGAUGAUCUCGAGUCCGGCUUAUCUGAAUUCUUCACCUUUGCUGAUUCAUGUUUUUCCCCAACUCCACUGCCUGUACCAUCAGAGUCUACUUUAGAUUCUGCUUUAUCUUCUAGCCGAUUCAAUCGGAUCCCUAGCGCGAGAAAUGGACGUAGACUAGGACCUCGAUCUUCCAGUUGUCACCGCGACCCAGUUAUCUCUUGUGCGCCGGCUAUUUGUGUCGAUGAUGAUAGUUUCUCAUUCCUCGAAAAUGCACCAAGUCCCAAUGGUGCUCGUCUACUUAGGCCGGAGGAAUCAAAAGAAUCGGCCCACACCAUCCAGCCUUCAGAUAAUUCCUGGAAGAUGAGUGACUGCGACUCUUCCUCAUCAUACUCAGACAGCACAAACUCUUUUGGGAUAAAGCCUUCUUUGGACUGCUCGCACCGCUAUGAGCCCUUUAAAGACAAUCUGGAUCGAUUUAUUCGUGGGCUCGUUCUGCCCGGUCUUCUUUUCGACUGGGACAAAGUUCCAUCACCUAAACAACUAACUCACCUUCUCAAAGAUCCUGCCGUGAUGACAAAAAAAUUUGCCAAACACAAUUUCGCUAAACGCCUCAUCAAAUCUCAAUUGAUCUUCCCGUCCUCCUCUCUUCUUCUCCUUAAGCCUAUCCAGCAGCCGCAAAUAGUUCAUACCCAAUUGCCUGCUCUCGUUCCUCCUGUUCAGGGUGAUCGCUGUUUUUUUGAGUUCUAUAAACUCCCCAAUCUUAUGCUUUAUGUGAAGUUUCCGUAA